GCGGGACGGGAGCGGGCAGGAGUGGCAAGGGCCUCGGUCUCCUGAGCCACUUGACACAACACCUCAUUUCUGGGAGAGGAGACCCAGGCCAGAGAGGGGAGGUUAGUUGCCCAAAGCCAGGUAAGACCUCAAGGGGCCUUACACCCUCGUCUCUAGUUCCCCUUCCUGGGCUCAGGUGAGCUGUAGCCUGCACGUGGGCCUGGCGUGUGACCUGCCCGGCCCCUCUACCCACCUGCCUUAGAGGGAUACAAGCCCAGAGGAGCCGAGAGCUUCCCGAACAGCAGUCGCAGCAGCGAUGGCCCCGCCCUGGCUGCCGGCCGUGGGCUUCACACUGGCCCCCAGUGUGGGGGCCUUCGUGGGCUCCUACUACGUCCGUGGGGAGGGCCUCCGCUGGUAUGCCAGCCUGCAGAAGCCCUCGUGGCACCCGCCCCGCUGGGCGCUGGGCCCCAUCUGGGGCACGCUCUACUCGGCCAUGGGAUACGGCUCCUACAUGGUCUGGAAAGAGCUGGGGGGCUUCUCGGAGGAGGCUGUGGUUCCCCUGGGCUUGUAUGCCGGGCAGCUGACCCUGAACUGGGCGUGGCCCCCCAUCUUCUUUGGCACCCGACAGAUGGGCUGGGCCCUGGUGGACCUGCUGGUGACGGGCGGGCUGGCAGCAGCCACCGCUGUGGCCUGGCGCAGGGUGAGCCCUUCGGCCGCCCGACUGCUCUACCCGUACCUGGCCUGGCUGGCCUUUGCAGCCGCGCUCAACUAUUGCGUCUGGCAGGACAACUACGGCCGGCGUGGGGGCCGAAGGCUUACGGAAUGAGGUGCCCACCCUCCGAGGACUGUGGCUGCUGCCAGGCAGGCCCUGCUGGUGGCGGUGGCCCUCACGCUGUUGUGGCCGCCCAGCCUGUGCGUCUGACUGGGUCUCAGCCCAGAGGGCCGCCGCCGGCUGUGGAGCUGCUGCCGGCUGAGCCCGCGCCCCAGGAGCAGCGUCUCGCACCCUGAGCUGCUCGGGGCACGGUCUUGGCACAUGGAAUUUUAUAAACCAAAUAAAGCUUUU
Messenger RNA from Pteronotus mesoamericanus, 1042 nucleotides. RefSeq names its product translocator protein (gene TSPO). Gene Ontology annotation, molecular function: cholesterol binding. The transcript is spliced from 4 exons. The record is from RefSeq and is a predicted model, not a curated record. Lineage: Eukaryota; Metazoa; Chordata; Mammalia; Chiroptera; Mormoopidae. The coding region runs from base 296 to 805 and encodes 169 amino acids. Gene Ontology annotation, cellular component: membrane; endoplasmic reticulum.